UCUUCAGGUUCCUCAGUAUCUGCUCAAGUUCCUGACCAGACUUUCUGCAUUAAUUCAGUAAUUCUACAUGGUUGGUUGUCAAGACAAGUAUAGAGAAGCAGAGGUUGUAUAAAGCAGACAGACUGGGAUCAAACCCAGGUUCCAGGGAGAAGUCACCAGAUAUUCACCAUGGAGAAAAGGUCCUUGAAGGAGAUACAGUCUCUGAAGGAGAGGAUGGGGGCACAGCUGAAGGAACUAAACCUGAACCCUAAAACACAAAAAAACUCUAAAAAAGCAGUGAAGGGAUUCACAGACUUUAUACAGAACAAGGAGACAGACAACAGCUACGAUAAUAAAGAGAUGUUGUUGGCGCUAGAGAAGGAGUACAUUGACGCAGCAAAAAUAAAUGAUGUACAGACCAUGAAGCUUCUGGGGAGGGCGGUCAAUGUCGACGCAAAGAACUUGCAUGAUCGCACUGCCCUGCACUAUGCAGUAGCUGGAAAAAACAUAGAGGCCGUCCAAGUACUUCUACAGCGCAGAGCAAAUCUCAAUCAAGCGGACAAGCAUGGAGUGACAGCCAUCCACCUGGCUGCCUGGUUUGGGAGUGUAACCAUCCUGAAGUUGCUUGUGCAUGGUGGUGCUGACCCAAGUGUUCAGAAUGUGGUGGGACUGAACAUCAUGCACUGUGCUGCCAUCAACAACCACACCGACAUCGUGACGUUCAUUAUCUACGACUUGAUGAUGAAAGAACUGGACAAAGAGGACCUGUCUGGACACAGGGCGUUUGCGUCGGCAGCAGAGCAUGGCUCUGUUGAGAUGCUGCAGAUGUUGAUGGAGGAGGCAUACAAUAUGGCCACCAUGGAGGAAGACCAGAAUGGGGACACACCUCUGCACUUGGCUGCCAGCAAUGGCCAUUUGGAUGCCGUCCAGCUACUGUUGAAGAGCUUUGAUACUCGUGAUGAAGUCAAUAAGCUUGGGGAGACGGCUCUGUACCUGGCUGCUGACGCUGCCCAUGAGGACUGUGUCCAGGCUCUGUUGGAGGCAGGCUGUGACCCAAACAUUGUCACCAUGGGCCAAAGCAGUGCUCUACACUCUGUCUCAGAGAAAGGCCACACGUCGUUGGUGAAACUCCUGAUAGAGAACACGGCCCAGAUGGACUUACAAAACCAGCACCUCCAGGCUCCUCUCUACCUGGCAGUGAAGAACUGUCACAUCCCUGUCAUCCACACACUGCUGGAGGCUGGCUGCAACAUCAACAUCACUGAUCACAGGUCCCAGACUGUCCUGCAUGUGGCAGCAGAGCUGGCCAGAGUGGACAUUGUCGACAUGCUUCUGAAAGCUGGGAUGGACCUGACCCUCCAGGACAAGCAGGGUAAGACAGCACUGGGUGUGGCAGCCCGAGCAGACGAGGUCAUCAUCGUGGACAUGAUCAUCAAGGCAGAGAGAUAUUUCACAUGGAGGAGGGCCAACACUGAGCUUAAUGAGAACCUUCACAGCCAGUCUCCGCUGACGUUUAAAUUAGACCAUCGCGCGGAGAGCAAACAUGUCCGCGGUACCGCCUGGCACCUGGCCUACCGCCUGCUGGAGCCGGAUGACUGGAAGAGGCUGGCGCUGCACUGGCACUUCACCGAGCAGCAGGUGGCUGCCAUCGAGGAGCAGUGGACAGGGAAGCGGAGCUACCAGGACCAUGGGAACAGAAUGCUGUUGAUCUGGCUCCAUGGGUCAGAGCUGGCCCAGUUGAAUCCAGCUAAAGAGCUGUACCAGGACCUGCUUGCCAUAGACAAAAAGACCGUAGCAGAUAAAAUACGAAUAGACACAGAGGACGGAGACAUGAAGAAAUGCAUCCUUUCAUAA
Molecule: messenger RNA, 1833 nt
Organism: Salvelinus fontinalis (brook trout)
Lineage: Eukaryota; Metazoa; Chordata; Actinopteri; Salmoniformes; Salmonidae
Product: ankyrin repeat and death domain-containing protein 1B-like
Exons: 15
Coding region: 169-1833 (554 amino acids)
Biological process (GO): signal transduction
Molecular function (GO): protein binding
Source: RefSeq, a predicted model, not a curated record